AUGUUUGCUAAAGAUAAUGCCGAUGCUGGUACAGUUCAACCAGGUCUGCAGGUGAAGGUUGGCGACUGGACAAAGCUUAGCUGGGCAGCAAGCCAGUGGAAGAAUAAGCCCCGGAGGCCCUUGCGGGUCCUCUCGGAUCAGCCUUACCAAGGGCUACAUGGACAAAGAGGAAAUGACUUGUUUCCCAUGCUGCUGCUUCUGGCGGCCCAGAGCAGGAUGGGACCUCUCAAGGACUUGGUCUGCGAGGGUUCCAUACUGCACCCCACUCUGCAGAUGAACCCAGUUACAGCCUGUGCUCAAGUCCCACUCCAGGUGAUGGAUCCUGAGUGUGGCUCUCAAGGUGAUGGGAGUCAGGUUAGGCAAGGCUCUGCCGAGAACUGUCUCAACAAACAGCAGCUCCUCACGGCCAUCCGCCAGCUGCAGCAGGUGCUGAAGGGGCAGGAGACCCGCUUUGCCGAGGGCUUCCGCAGCAUGAAGAGCCAGCUGGCGGCGCUGCACCACUCGGUGGCCAGAGCGGGCCCGGACUCCCCCCCAGUGUCCUGCCCUGCUCUGAAUGCCCCCCCAGAUGGCAGAAAGUUUGGAAGCAAGUACUUAGUGGAUCAUGAAGUCCAUUUUACCUGCAACCCUGGGUUCCGGCUGGUUGGGCCCAGCAGCGUGGUGUGUCUUCCCAACGGCACCUGGAGGGGGGAGCAGCCCCACUGUAGAGACAUCAGCGAAUGCUCCAGCCAGCCUUGUCAGAAUGGGGGGACCUGUGUAGAAGGAGUCAACCAGUACAAAUGCAUGUGUCCUCCGGGGAGGACUGGGAGCCGCUGUCAGCACCUGGCCCAGACAGAUCAGCAGAAUGGCUCUUCCUUUCCAAUGCUCGCAUCACACUCUGCAAAGUCAGUAGUUACUGAUACAAGCAAGUACCCGCAGAACUGUGCAACUAGACAUUUGACUGGUGCGGCCCCCGACGACACCGUAGCCGGCGACUCCGCCUUCAGCCGCGCGCCGCGCUGUGCGCAGGUGGAGCGGACGCAGCACUGCAGCUGCGAGGCCGGGUUCCACCUGAGCGGCGCCGCGGCCGGCGACAGCGUCUGCCAGGAUGUGAAUGAAUGCGAGCUCUACAGGCAGGAGGGACGCCCCCGGCUCUGCAUGCACACCUGUGUGAAUACCCCGGGCUCCUACCGCUGUGCCUGCCCCAGCGGGUACCGGACACUGGCUGAUGGGAAGAGCUGUGAGGAUGUCGAUGAGUGUAUGAGCCCACAGCUCGUGUGUCCCCGGGGGACCAUGUGCAUCAACACCGGUGGAGGCUUCCAGUGCGUCAGCCCAGAGUGCCCGGAAGGCAGUGGCAACGUGAGCUACGUGAAGACCUCUCCGUUCCAGUGUGAGCGAAACCCCUGCCCCAUGGACAGCCGACCCUGCCGCCACUUGCCCAAGACCAUCUCCUUCCAUUACCUCUCUCUGCCCUCCAACCUGAAGACGCCCAUCACACUCUUCCGCAUGGCCACGGCCUCGGCCCCCGGCCGACCUGGACCCAACAGCCUGCGCUUUGGGAUCGUGGGCGGGAACAGCCGGGGCCACUUCGUGAUGCAGCGCUCAGACCGGCAGACGGGGGAGCUGAUCCUGGUCCAGACCCUGGAGGGGCCUCAGACGCUAGAGGUGGAUGUUGACAUGUCGGAAUACCUGGACCGCUCCUUCCAAGCCAACCACGUGUCCAAGGUCACCAUCUUUGUGUCCCCUUAUGACUUCUAA
Enhydra lutris kenyoni (northern sea otter) is the source of this 1734-nucleotide messenger RNA. Its product is annotated as fibulin 7. NCBI's taxonomy places the organism in Eukaryota, Metazoa, Chordata, Mammalia, Carnivora, Mustelidae. Gene Ontology annotation, molecular function: calcium ion binding. The record is from RefSeq and is a predicted model, not a curated record.